Phycodurus eques (leafy seadragon) is the source of this 1520-nucleotide messenger RNA. It is a transcript of the gene ube2wb, whose product is annotated as ubiquitin conjugating enzyme E2 Wb. Bases 21 to 476 code for a protein of 151 amino acids. The transcript is spliced from 6 exons. The record is from RefSeq and is a predicted model, not a curated record. NCBI's taxonomy places the organism in Eukaryota, Metazoa, Chordata, Actinopteri, Syngnathiformes, Syngnathidae.
GGGGUGAGGGGGGUUCCAUCAUGGCGUCGAUGCAGAAACGGCUACAAAAGGAAUUAUUAGCCCUGCAACAUGAUCCACCCCCAGGAAUGACACUAAAUGAAAAAAGUGUACAGAACACCAUAACACAGUGGAUCGUGGACAUGGAGGGGGCCCCCGGCACACUGUACGAAGGAGAGAAAUUUCAGCUGCUCUUCAAAUUUAGUAGUCGAUAUCCUUUCGAUUCACCUCAGGUAAUGUUCACAGGGGACAAUGUACCUGUCCACCCUCACGUGUAUAGCAACGGUCACAUCUGUCUGUCCAUCCUGACGGAAGACUGGUCGCCAGCCCUCUCAGUGCAAUCCGUUUGUCUUAGCAUUAUUAGCAUGCUGUCCAGCUGCAAAGAGAAGAGACGACCUCCUGACAACUCCUUUUACGUAAGAACGUGUAACAAAAAUCCAAAGAAGACAAAAUGGUGGUAUCAUGAUGAUACUUGCUAAUGUAUAAAGUUUGUAAUCACAGAAGAAGUCCUACUGACCUAUAUGAAGCACUUUUUAAUCAUUCAGUCUCUGAACUCUGACCUUUGACUGGAACAAUGGACAGACACCAAUGCGCUGGAGGCUCUUGACUGCAUUCCUCCCACCCGCUGGGCAGUUUGAUGCAUGUUUUAGUCGGUAAUAACAAAAAAUUUAAACCCGUGGAACCAUUUAGAUGCACUCGAGAUGGAUCUCUUUUUUUUUUUUUUUUUUUUUGCCAUAGUAAUGCAGUAUGCAAGGUGUAUUUUUGUGUAUUUCCUGUUUUUAAAAAUUAUUAUUGUUACAUCUUUGCGUGGUUGUGGACUUUAAGGUCCUUGUGUUGUGCAAUAAUAACCAACCGAUGGAGGCAUGCUUGGGCCUACAAAGGAGUUAUCUGAAUGGAUUUCCAGAAGGGACCUGCUCACCAUAAAUCCAAGAAAAUGCUUCAUCAAUGUUUUUAUUUUUUAUUUUUAUUUUUUUAAUUAUUACAUUAUAUGCACUGUGAGAGUAUGUAGUUAAGAGGCACUGUUACAUCAUCAUUCCCACCACUGUAAGCAGGCCCCCACUCAUUGGUUUUAGUGUAUCAAGAGUCAACAAAAUGGUAAUCGUUUCUCUUGAGACUGGUUCUGCUGGUACACAUGGCAAACAAACAAACCAACAAACAAACAAAACAAGUGUGGCAUUAGGUCAAACUCUAAGCUGAUAUAUGUAUCAUGUUUCGCUCUGCGUGUCCAGCCUAAGAGAUAGCAGGGGCCUCUCAUUUAAAGAAUGUUUGUUGCAUUUUUCGUGCUUCUACAAUGUCUAGUUCUUUUUGUACUGUUUUGGGGGUGGGGCUGUUUGGAUGGCCGACUAUAUUUUUGAUUGUGAUAUAUAUAUUUUCAUUUGUUGUAUUUAAUUUAAAAAUGUCCACAAUGUUAGAGAAUGAGAAGUCUACACAGGAGUAAUGACAACAUGGGUUUGUGAUUAUGCCUGGUCAGCAUUAUGGCUCAGGUACUUUUUUCCAAUAAAGAUACCUUUCAGAUGUUUUAA